Messenger RNA from Cutaneotrichosporon cavernicola, 1476 nucleotides. RefSeq lists its product as uncharacterized. Lineage: Eukaryota; Fungi; Basidiomycota; Tremellomycetes; Trichosporonales; Trichosporonaceae. Gene Ontology annotation, molecular function: oxidoreductase activity, acting on the aldehyde or oxo group of donors, NAD or NADP as acceptor. The coding region runs from base 1 to 1476 and encodes 491 amino acids. The transcript has 5 exons. The record is from RefSeq and is a predicted model, not a curated record.
AUGAGCACCAUCACCGUAGAGGGCGUUACCAUCAACACCGGCCUGUUCAUUAACAAUGAGUGGGUCAAGGGUCACGGCGAGCCUCUUGAGACUGUCAACCCCGCAACUGAGGAGGUCCAGACGGCCAGCAAGGAGGACGUCGACAUCGCCGUCAAGGCCGCGCGUGAGGCGUUCGAGACCACGUGGGGCACCGAGUGCAGCGGACAGGAGCGCGGCCGCCUCCUCUUCGCCCUUGCCGACCAGAUGGAGAAGCGCAUCGACGAACUCGUUGCCCUCGAGAUUGUCGAUGCCGGCAAGCCUGUUGCCUGGGCGCGCGCCGACAUGGAGGACUCGAUUGCGUGCUUGCGCUACUACGCCGGCGCUGCCGACAAGAUCCAGGGCUCUACCAUCGAGAUGGAUGACAAGAACAAGUAUGCGGUCGCUCGUAAGGAGCCUAUCGGCGUCGCAGCGCAGAUCGUGCCGUGGAACUACCCCAUUUUGAUGAUGGCGUGGAAGGUCGGGCCUGCUCUUGCGGCUGGUGUUAGCAUCGUCUUCAAGCCCGCCGAGCAGACUCCUCUGUCGACUCUGCUGUUCGCCGAGAUGGUCAAGGACGCUGGUUACCCUCCCGGUGUCUUCAACGUCCUGAACGGCGUCGGCCGUGUCACUGGUGACGCUCUCGCUCGCCACAUGGACAUUGACAAGAUUGCUUUCACUGGUUCGACCCCCACGGGCCGUCGUAUCGCUUGCGCUGCGGCCGAGUCCAACCUCAAGUCGGUUACCCUCGAGCUCGGUGGAAAGUCUCCUAACAUUAUCUUUGAGGAUGCCGACCUCAAGGAGGCGGCCAAGUGGGCAGCUUUCGGCGUCUACGAGAACAUGGGCCAGUCAUGCAACGCGGGCUCUCGUAUCCUCGUCCAGGAGUCGGUUUACGACAAGUUCCUCCCCCUCUUCGUUGAGGCUGCCCAGGCCUUCCAGGUCGGUGACACAAAGGACCAGAACACGUUCCAGGGACCCCAGAUCAGCAAGGUUCAGUUUGACAAGAUCCUGGGCUACCUCGAGCAGGGCAAGAAGGAGGCCAAGCUCAUUACUGGCGGUAACCGGUUCGGCAACAAGGGCUACUUUGUCGAACCCACCGUCUUUGGUGACGUUGACAUGACCAUGAAGAUCGGUCAGGAGGAAAUCUUUGGCCCCGUCGCUUCUCUCAUCAAGUUCAAGACUGAGGCCGAGGCUAUUCAGAUCGCCAACGACACUUCGUUCGGCCUUGCCGCUGCCGUCCACUCGAUGAACUAUGCUCAGGUCAACCGGGUCACCCGCAAGCUCAAGGCUGGAACGGUCUGGAUCAACCAGUACACCAUCCUGUCGCACCAGAUUCCGUUCGGCGGCUACAAGCAGUCCGGUUGGGGUCGUGAGCUCGGGCUUGAGGGUCUUGAGCCCUACCUCGCCACCAAGGCCGUGCACCACUACUACGGCCCUGAGUUUGAGUGGCCUAUCAAGCUUUAA